AUGAGCACCCAGACAGUGGCAAGGCCCAUCUUCGCAGAGGGCGAGGAUUGCCGGGCGGCUUGGCGGGAGGCACCAGCUGGCUACGAUGCACCUGACGCCCACCUGGAGAUCCUGGGGAAGCCGGUGAUGGAGCGCUGGGAGACCCCCUACAUGCACUCGCUGGCAGCUGUGGCCGCGUCGAGGGGUGGCUGCGUGCUGGAGGUGGGCUUCGGCAUGGCCAUCGCCGCCACCAAGGUGGAGGAGUUUGACAUUGAGGAGCACUGGAUCAUCGAGUGCAACGAGGGAGUUUUCCAGCGGCUGGAGGAGUGGGCCAGGACACAGCCGCACAAGGUUGUGCCCCUGAAGGGGCUGUGGGAGGACGUGAUACCGACGCUGCCGGAUGGGCACUUCAGGGGGAUCCUGUAUGACACCUACCCGCUGUCGCAGGAGAGCUGGCACACGCAUCAGUUCACCUUCAUCAAGGACCAUGCCUUCCGCUUGCUGCAGCCCGGCGGGGUCCUCACCUACUGCAACCUGACCUCCUGGGGGGAGCUGCUGAAGACCAAGUACACCGACAUCGAGAAGAUGUUUGAGGAGACCCAGGUAGGGCAACUGGUGGAGGCCGGGUUCAAGAAGGAGAACAUCAGCACAACGGUGAUGGACCUGGUCCCCCCCAAGGACUGCAGGUACUACUCCUUCCACAAGAUGAUCACACCCACCAUUGUUAAGCAGUGA
Haliaeetus leucocephalus (bald eagle) is the source of this 714-nucleotide messenger RNA. It is a transcript of the gene GAMT, whose product is annotated as guanidinoacetate N-methyltransferase. The transcript has 6 exons. Gene Ontology annotation, molecular function: guanidinoacetate N-methyltransferase activity. NCBI's taxonomy places the organism in Eukaryota, Metazoa, Chordata, Aves, Accipitriformes, Accipitridae. Gene Ontology annotation, biological process: creatine biosynthetic process. Bases 1 to 714 code for a protein of 237 amino acids. Gene Ontology annotation, cellular component: nucleus; cytoplasm. The record is from RefSeq and is a predicted model, not a curated record.